AUGAAGUCUCUCGUUACAUUGUCGCUCGUUGUUGGGCUUGGUGUGAGCAUCGUCGAUGCCGUACCCAGAAACUUGGCUGCUAGGGCCUCUUACCCUACCAUCAGAAGGGAUGUCGUCGUCAUCGGAGGUGGAUCUUCGGGGACCUACGCGGCGGUCAAGCUGAAGAGAAUGGGCAAGAGCGUCGCUGUCGUCGAGAGACUCGCGUCUUUCGGAGGGCACACGUCGACCUACCAUGUACCUGGUAGCGACAUCACCAUCGACUACGGCGUCCAAGGUUAUGGAGAUGUCGAUGUGAUUCGUGACUUCUUCGCAAGCUUCAACAUCUCUCUGGACCAGAUCCCUCUGUCUGAAACCAGCUUUGGUAUCCCAAACUAUGUGGAUUUUCGCAAUGGCCAGGCCAUCCCGGAUUUCAACUUUUCCACCAGCCUUGCGGGGUUUCAAGCGCAGAGCGAGAGGUACCCCUACCUCUCCUACUCGACUCGACUCCCAAAUCCAGUCCCAAAGGACUUUCUUUUACCCUUCAGGGACUUUCUCGCAAAAUACAACCUCCAAAACACGACCUACAACGUGUUCUACAACCUCGAAGGCUUCGGCGAUCUUCUGUCUCAGGCGACCUUGUACGUCCUGAAAUACCUCAAUCAGGAGUAUCUCGCUGCCUUACAUCCUGAUUACAAGGGAGCACUUGUGACGGCUCGUCGGUACAACCAGGAACUCUACGAGAGAGCACAGGAAUUGCUUGGGAAAGACGCGCUGGUCAGCUCUCAGGUUCUGUCCGCGACUCGCAGCAAAUCUGAAGUUAGGAUUGAUGUCCGAACUCCGAGCGGAAGCAAGACGAUCAUUGCCAAGAAAUUGUUGAUUGCGAUGCCGCCAAUGGCAUCGAACAUGGAAUCGUUCAGCCUGGAUACCGCCGAAAAGGACAUCUUCAGCAAGUUCAAGGCCUCAGGAUGGUACGUUGGACUUGUGCGAGCAUCUGGGCUAGCAGAAAGCUUUGCCUACCAGAACACACGCCCAGACACGCUACACAAUCUUCCUCAGCUCCCGUCUCUCUAUCAAAUGUCUCCGACCGUGGUCCGUGACAUUUAUCUGGUCCGUUAUGGCACUCUAGGAAAGACGCCAGAUGCUACGGUGAAAAGCGACAUACUCAAGACCUUCAAUCGAGUUAGAGCUUCAGUGCUCGGACAACAGAGCAAACAAUUCCAGCCUGCUGAGCUCUUGGCCUACUCAAGCCAUUAUCCGUUCAACUUGCAUGUCACGCCCCACGAAAUUUCCAAGGGUUUCUACAACAAACUCGAUGACCUGCAAGGCCGCCGAAGCACUUGGUAUACUGGCGCGGCUCUCAUUUCUCAUGGUACCGGAGCGCUCUGGAAUUUCACCGAUAACCUUGUGGACCGGAUGUACGAGAGGGAUUAA
Messenger RNA from Ilyonectria robusta, 1410 nucleotides. RefSeq lists its product as uncharacterized. Lineage: Eukaryota; Fungi; Ascomycota; Sordariomycetes; Hypocreales; Nectriaceae. Gene Ontology annotation, molecular function: oxidoreductase activity. The record is from RefSeq and is a predicted model, not a curated record. The coding region runs from base 1 to 1410 and encodes 469 amino acids. The transcript has a single exon.